Molecule: messenger RNA, 723 nt
Organism: Symbiodinium pilosum
Lineage: Eukaryota; Dinophyceae; Suessiales; Symbiodiniaceae
Source: the annotation of a GenBank genome assembly
GUCCUGCAGCUGGCGUCCAGCAAGCUGGAGGAGAUGAACGAUGUGAACAUAUCCACAGCUCUUCACCGUAUUUGCCGAGCAUGCCAGGGAAGACCAGACAUGGCGCAGCAGAUCAAAAGCCAUGCAGACUUUCAGAGGCUGGUCCGCGCUGCCGAGAAGCUGCUGGCUGAUCCAAAGAAAAUGGCAGCAAAGUGCUGCACAGUCAUCGCCUGGUCGUUGGCAAGCCUUCGCAUCUUCAAAGCAUCGCUCUUUGGCCGGCUUGCUGAGAGGCUCGCCGCGUCGGCGGACUUGAGCCGCUGUGAGCCCUACGAGAUCACGAAUUUGCUCUGGGCCUAUGCUGUGCUUUGCAGGCAGCGCCGGAACUUGGGUGGCGAGCUGCUAGCAGCAGUCCAGGCGCUUUCGGCCACUCUCACGGAGAUCCUCCGCCGCGCCAGCACUUGGAAGACACAGGUGCUCGUCUCUGCACUUGUCUCCCUCGCCGUCCUCCCAUGGCAAAGUUCAAGUCUCCCAGUCUUCAUCAGCAUCUUGGAUGAGUUGUUCAAGCGCCAGGAGCUUACCGAAGAGAACGCGCGGCCGCUGAAAAUUUGCUUUGAGGAGCUGCAAAAGAGACAGAAGGAGGCCUACUCGCACAUCACGGCCAUCAUUUGCACCAAAUUUCCAGCCUUCCUGAAAUUCGUUGGUGGACACGAGCAGAAGUCUGCCUUAAGCAACCGCAAGCGCUGA